CUUAUUUUAAUCCGGAUCUCUGGAGUAUCAUGUCUGCUAAAGACUCUUUUGCUGCUGCACUUAGGAACUUGGGAGGUGUCCAUGUGCCCCCAAAGCCCCAGCCGAAGAAGAAAUCGGGGAAGAAACCGGGGAAGAAAGGGGAGUCCGGGUCCUCUCGCCAGGGGACGGAAGGGACCGGGCAGUCGAGUGCUACCCCGGAUGCUACUCCGGAUCCUAAACUGCGGGUGGAGGAUCCGGAGUUGGUUGCUGAUGCUGAGGAGGUGGAGAGCCCGGUCCACGAGCCAAAGAAGAAGCGGAAAAAGACUGAUUCUUCUCAGAAGCAAGUGAUUGACAUGACGGUGGAGGACCCGGGUAGGUCGGCUAUGGAGGUGGUGGAUCUUGGAGUCGAGGUUGGGGGCGGUUCCCGGCCGGCUCCUAAGUUUGGCAAGUACCCGGUUAAGAAAGUGCUCGGGUUGAUGUCCGAACUUCCCUCUGACCAAGACUGGGAGAUGAUGGAGGAUGAGGGUCUCGCCACGAAUUUCAAAGAAAUCGGGAACUUGUGGGGUCAGCUUGGUGGUCGUCUGGCCGGGUUCAAUACUCAUGCAUUGAACAGCUUGAAGCAGGAGAGGGAUCUUUCCGUGAAGAGCCUCGCUCGGGUCACGAAGCUGGAGAAGGAUCUGGAUGUGGAGAAGUCAGCCCGGGAGGCUUUGGAGUCCGGGGUGGCUUCUAAGAUCAAAGAGGCUGAGAUCCGGAAAGAGGCUGAGCUGAAUCAGAAGAUUAAGGAUGCUGGGACCCGGGCUGACAGCGCUGAGAAGAAAGUCACCGGGCUGGAGAAGGAGGUGGCUGAUCUGAAGAAGCUCUUGGAAGGGAGAGAGGAACCGGCGAAGGUUAUUGCGGAGUUCCAGGAGUCCACCGCUUAUGCGGAUGCCUUGGCCGCUGCCGGAGCUCUCGAAGUUGUCCGGUGUUGGCAUGUUGCCGAGCGGCACAUCAAGACUGACCCGGAGGCUUCCUUGCAGAGCUUUAUAGAGCUCUAUCUGGCUGCUAAGGACAAAAUUAAGGCUGGGAAGGGAGAGCCGGAUCCUUACGAAGGCCCUUCUCCUAGCUUUCUUCCUCCUGCCAACCCGGGUGUCGAUGGCGAUCUAGAUUCUUCUUCUGCUGAUUCUGAGCCGGCUGAUGAGACUCCGGUUGAGAAGACUCCGGCUGAUGAAACUCCUGCUGAUGAGACUCUUGCUGACUGAUCCUCUUCUCUUUCCAGUUUGUUUAUAUUUGACUUAAGAACAAUGUUUUUUGUAAGACUAAGAAUGUUUGCCCGGGGUCUAUUUAGACCCGGGUUCGUUGAUGUUUGGUUGCUGAUUUGAUCGAAUAUUUUCUUGUCGUAUUUGUUUGUGAAUGCUUUCUUUUUGCUUCGUACAUUUCUUAUCCAGAUUGAUUGCUUUAGAAUAAUUAUGCACUUAGAAAAUUUUUCUAAGUAGAGAUGAUACAGGUGUUGCCGGGUGGAGUAUGCCCGGAUUGAUUACUUAUAAUGAUUGCUUAAGUAUGUUUGACUUAGAAAUUUUUCCAAGCAAAUAAGAUAGGUGGACCCGGGAAGAGCUUACCCGGGUUGAUUGCUUUGUAUGUGUUUGCACUUAGAAAAUUUCCCAAGUAAAUGAAAUGGAUGGACCCGGGCAGAGCUUACCCGGGUUGA
This is a messenger RNA of Daucus carota subsp. sativus, 1663 nucleotides long. RefSeq lists its product as uncharacterized. The transcript has 2 exons. The coding region runs from base 30 to 1217 and encodes 395 amino acids. The record is from RefSeq and is a predicted model, not a curated record. NCBI's taxonomy places the organism in Eukaryota, Viridiplantae, Streptophyta, Magnoliopsida, Apiales, Apiaceae.